Molecule: messenger RNA, 2572 nt
Organism: Anneissia japonica
Lineage: Eukaryota; Metazoa; Echinodermata; Crinoidea; Comatulida; Comatulidae
Exons: 9
Coding region: 248-1846 (532 amino acids)
Source: RefSeq, a predicted model, not a curated record
UCAAAUUUGUAGUUAGAUUAUUAUCUUUGGGGCAAACAUCAAAGCUCUUCUGUUGCUUGUAAAUAUUGACUCUGUUGUGCAUCUGAAAAUUCCAAGGUGGUCAAACCUUAUUUCGACCGUGUUAGUUUGGAUACUGGCAGAACUGUAGCUUAGCAAGUACAGCUUCAAAAAAAGUUUUGUGUAGCUUUAAACUUUACAAAAUUAAGUUGCUUGUUUUAGUAAAAAAUUACCCAAUCAAAAGACAGACAUGGAUGAAAACUGUAAUGCAACAAGCAAUUUUGAGACAUUUGAUGCAGCCGAAAAAUCACCUAUAAGUAGUAAUGAACCAAGUGAAAAUAAACGGUUAACCGUUUUUAACGAGUAUCAGUGUAUCGAUGAAAUGAACACUGCUGAGCAAGCCCCACUACCAACUUACAUGCCUCCACCCGUAUACCCCAACAAAGCUCAUGACCCAAACCAUCACUAUGAAGAAUUACCAAGCCCCUCUAUGGUAGAGACGAUUAUAGCUUCCAAUAACGGCCACGUACAACCAGCAAGCAACGCCCCAACUGAAACAUACGAUGAUGCUCGUGACAGUGGGUGCUCACAAUUCUCACAGCCUGAAGCCGACCAACAAAUGAUGCAACUCGAUCGACUUGACUCUGGUUUUUCAAGCUUUACCGGCACAAAGAUACCAGUACCACUGACACAGCAGCAGUUAAAACCAAGUGUGAAGCAAAAUAAUCCAAGGAAGAAGCAAAACCCACUCUACGAGGAUUUUAGUGUUCAUACGCUUGGAGAAAAGAAGGUCUUUGAUAUCGAUGAUGAUCCUAAGAAGCCCUCAUCGUCCUGUUGUGGUAGCAAAUUGAAAUGUUUCCGUAAUAAUUGCAUCAUACCUGUUGUUAUACUUUUAGCUGUUGCAGCGAUUGUCCUAGUCUUGCUAAUGGUCUUUGGUGUUGUGGAACAAAAAGAAACUGGAGACAGUGCAUUUGCUGAUAAAGUGAUUGGCCGUCCAUCAACGUUAUCGCCAAGUGAUUGGCCAACUGUGGAUCCUAGCAUGUCAACAGAGUAUCUACUGAAGAAGGUUCUGGAGCAACAAGAGCAGCUACUGGCUUUAACACAGAAGAUUGAGGAUCUAGAAAAUGCUUUAUCUGGCAACGGAGACGAUCCACUGAAUACUUCGGAUAGUACUCGUAUUACGAUGAACUCUAAUAAGAUCAAAGAGUUGGAGAAAAGUUUGGAGGAUCACAAAAGCAGCGCAUCUGCCCAGUUCAACGAUGUUGAGUCAAAUGCUGAUAAUGCCUUAGUUGCUAUAGCAACUUUGCAACAAAAGCAAAACACAGAUGACGAGAAUAUCAAUGCCAGGGUGGAUACCAUCAAUACUCAAUUGUCAGCUCGCAUUGACGCUCUUUCUACCAGUCAGGCUGAUAUCUCAAGCAAGGUAACUAUGCUUGAGGUGACAGACAUGAGCUUAGAUCAAAAAUUGAUGACGGUCAACGCCACCCUUACCCAAGAAGUUGAUACGGUUAGCAAGAUGCAAGGCCCCAGGGGUUACAAUGGAUCCAAGGGAGAUCCGGGGGCUGGGGAUCUCAGCCUAUGUUCCUAUGAGAUAGCUCAGCAUGGAAGUGGUACAGGUAGUACCACAACAGAUGUUACCAUGACACCAAGUGCUGAUCAAGUGGUGUUCGGAGUGACCUGUUCAACUAAAGGUGGAAGCGCCUACAUUCUUAAAGUGUCAAAUAGUCCUUCCGCACCGGGACAGAAGCAAUACACAUGCCAGUGUGCGGGAACGGAUGAUCCGUUUAACAAUAGCCCCGCUGCGCGUUAUUGUUACCUUCAUUAUUGGCAAUGCCCUGUAAGCAGUUAGAUUACCAGCUGUCAUAUACAACAUGUUUUGAAAUUACAGGAUUGAAUAGGCCUACACAUCCACCCUGAAUCAAUAAUAUGUUGCACAAUUCUAUAUCAAAAAUACUUAGGUGGUUGAAAGAACUAUGUAAAAUGUGUGAGAACACAUCAAUCUAAACCAUAAAACGUCUAGAAAUUAACCAAAGAAACAGAAAAGGAUCAGAAUCAAAACUCCAACUACCAGAAAUUAUAUGACUGCCACAUAAACCAUAGGAUCUCUUAUGAUAUGGGUAUUAGAUUAGCCUGUCCUUAUCAUUAGACUUCAUAGGUGAGAGUUAUGUGAUAUGUGUAUCUGGUUGUAAAAAAAAAAAAGAUUAUUCCUGUAAUCAAACAUGUGUCAUGUAGUAGUAGAUAAAAACAUUGGGUUUACAAAUCCAAACAUACCAUGAAUGAUUGAAUAAGUAUUGCUUUUAAACAAGCACCUCACCAAAUGUGAUUAACAACUCUCAAAGAGUUACAACCACGGAUAAUGUGGUUUCAUUGGCUAUAGAGGGCUCACUUCAUUAUGCACCACAUGUUUCUAUCUGAGAUUUUGAAACAUUGUAAUUUAAUGUUCUUACCUAGUGCCCUUUACCUGGUAACAAUGUGUAUAUAUGAUGUAAAUAUUCUUAAUUGCUGUACAUACAUUCCAGCACAACCAGAUGUGUGUAGAGGUGUAUCUGAUCUGAUUUAAGUAUUGAUAUAUUUA